UCUGUGCUCUCUGCUUCAGACGUCCAAAUCUUCUGCAGCGAAAGCUGGAGGACGAACCGAAGUGACGUUAGCGUGGUGGAUGUCGUUUCCCUCUGUGGCCUCGGUCAAGCAGGGAAAUUGCUUUGUGCAGCUGCAUCGGAGAGAGCGGGAACCCGCGCGAUAGAAUGAGCGACAGGCACACCGCGACAGACAACAUUAUAGCCGUUCAGAAGAGUGCAGUCCUAGGAAAGGCAAGGAUACUGCGCAGAACCCUCAAGCUCCCUGGCCUCUGGUAGAGGACCCGAGCUUGGGAAGCGGACGAAACCAUGAGAAGAAGUAGGAUGUGAUGGCUAAUCCUUCUCCAGCAAAGAGCAUGGGUGACCCAGGAAUCACCCCACUGUCUCCCUCACACAUUCAGCAUACCAACACAGAACAGGUACAGUCAGAGCCUCUGUUUGAGGUGGUGGUGGCCAUCGACUUUGGCACCACAUCCAGUGGUUACGCUUACGCCUUCAUUAAAGAACCAGAGUGUAUUCACACCAUGAGGCGUUGGGAAGGUGGGGACCCUGGUGUAUCCAAUCAGAAGACUCCAACAACAAUCCUGCUUACACCAGACAGGAAGUUUCACAGUUUUGGAUAUGCAGCUCGUGACUUCUACCAUGAUUUAGAUCCCAGCGAGUCUAAGCACUGGCUCUACCUGGAAAAAUUCAAAAUGAAGCUGCACACAACUGCAAAUUUGUCCAUCGACACAGACCUUCAUGCAGCCAAUGGGAAGCGAGUAAAAGCUCUGGAUAUCUUUGCCUAUGCACUGGCCUUCUUUAAGGAGCAGGCAUUGAAGGAGCUGAGUGAUCAGACAGGUGGCGAGUUCGACAACAAUAACGUGAGAUGGGUGAUCACAGUUCCUGCCAUCUGGAAAAUGCCUGCAAAACAGUUCAUGAGGGAAGCUGCCUAUAAAUCUGGUCUUGUAUCUCGUGAAAAUCCAGAGCAGCUGAUUAUCGCCUUAGAACCUGAAGCUGCAUCUAUUUAUUGCCGCAAGCUCCGCCUCCACCAGAUGGUGGACCUUGGAACCCAGGCCACCCAUAAUGGUCUCAGUCCCACCGAAAAUGUGGGGAGUGGAAUGGCACAAGCUAAGGAACAUGUUCGGCGCAACAGGCAGAGCCGCACCUUUUUGGUGGAAAAUGUCAUAGGGGAGCUCUGGUCGGAGUUGGAGGAAGGUGACCGUUACGUAGUGGUGGACUGUGGCGGAGGAACUGUUGACUUGACUGUACAUCAGAUCCGUCUUCCGGAGGGGCACCUAAAAGAGCUCUACAAGGCAUCAGGGGGGCCCUAUGGCUCUAUCGGCAUUGACUAUGAAUUUGAGAAGCUUCUGUGUAAGAUCUUUGGCCAGGAUUUCAUUGAUCAAUUCAAAGUCAAGAGGCCAGCUGCCUGGGUGGAUCUGAUGAUUGCAUUUGAGUCUCGGAAGAGAGCAGCAGCCCCAGAAAGAACCAAUCCCCUUAAUAUUAACCUGCCCUUCUCCUUUAUCGACUACUACAAGAAGUUCAGGGGCCAUAGUGUUGAACAUGCCCUUCGCAAAAGCAAUGUGGACUUUGUUAAAUGGUCAUCUCAGGGAAUGCUAAGGAUGAAUCCAGAUGCUAUGAAUACCCUCUUCAAGCCCACCAUUGACCACAUCAUCCAACAUCUAUUUGAGCUCUUUGAGAAGCCGGAGGUGAGCAACAUUAAGUUCCUGUUCUUGGUGGGAGGAUUUGCUGAGUCAUCACUGCUGCAGCAAGCUGUCCAAAACAUGCUCCAAGGUCGGAGCCGCAUUAUCAUACCCCACGAUGUUGGCCUCACCAUCCUGAAGGGCGCUGUACUGUUUGGCCUGGAUCCCAGUAUCAUUAAAGUCCGUCGCUCACCUCUAACAUAUGGUGUGGGUGUUCUCAAUCGCUUUGUUGAGGGUAAGCAUCCCACAGAAAAGCUGCUGGUGAAGGAUGGUACACGCUGGUGCACCGAUGUGUUUGACACCUUUAUUGCUGCUGACCAGUCUGUGGCGCUUGGUGAGAUGGUAAAACGCAGUUAUACGCCAGCUAAACCUUCGCAGCAGGUUAUUGUGAUUCAUGUCUACUGUUCGGAAAGGGAGAGUGUGAGCUUCAUUAGCGAGCCUGGCGUCAGGAAGUGUGGAACGCUCCGUUUAGAUGUGAGUGGAACAGAAAGCAGGGCGACACGGCGUGAGAUACAAACCUUCAUGCAGUUUGGUGACACUGAGAUUCGGGCUAUGGCUGUGGAUGUGUCCACAGGCCGCACUGUAAAAGCUAGUAUUGAUUUCCUGAGCCAUUAAGUAAGCCAUGAGCUAAUGUUACGCUCUAAAGGCCAUGAAUAGUUUAUGACACUGAUUUCUCAUUUGGUCCUAGUCCAACUAAGAGCAGCAGUUAGAUGGAUUCAGCACUGGUCCUCAGGUGUCAUAUCAGAGAUCUCACCUGAUCAUGGUAAUGCAGCGCAUCCACAAAGUCUUCCACAUUCUGUUGUUGCAGCCUUAAUCCAAAAUAUAUUCAAUUCAAUUAUUUUCUUCUAAAUUAUUUUUUGAUUAUUAAAAUAAAAAAAAAACUUCUUUUAAUUGACACCGACAUAAGUAUUCACAGCCUGAGCUCUGGUGCGUCCUUGAGAUGUUUAUGCAACUUGACUGGAGUUUUGUUCACUGACAUACACUGUUACAGUAGCUGUAUGCCUUUGAAAAGCAUGUUCAGUCCGCUAAACUUUCCACAGGUGGGCUCCAAUCAACUUGAUGCUAAGCCUCAGGGAUGCUCCAGUCAGGGUCAUGGCAAAGGUCUGAACACUUAUGCAGAUGUGAUUUUUUUGCAGAUUCCUUAACGUUGUCAUUAUGAGCGAUUGCUUGCAGCAUGAUGUUGAGUGAACACCUUCUAGGUGCAUUGUAACCGUUUAUUGGAUAAAGAAGAUCAGUACACUGUAUAUUACAAAUGUGAUUGAUUUUCUAUUUAUCACGCUUUAAAAAAAUUGAAAGACCCACUUUCUUCUCAUGUACCAAGCAUCAGACAUGAACAGAAGAAACACAUUUAUCAUCAUAUAGAAUUACAAGCAGUACAAAAGAAGUUGCAUCUCGUUAUUGUACGGACAUUGUAUGGUCACUGCACCCAUGUAUGUGCCUCUGCUAAUUGACUGCUAUAUUACAGGUGAUGUGCAGGCACCUAUUUUUAUAUAAAAAUCUAGUCGCUGCUGAAUAUUUUUGUUAAUUUUUUGAGUUGGGAAAUUGACUAAUCAAAACAUAACAGAAGCAUUUAAGACCUUAUACAAACAUGUUUCAUUCAUGUCCUGCUUUAGAAUUGUACAUGUUUCUGAAUAUAUUUUAUGACAACCACUUUUAGAUUUUGAAAUCCACCUGUGUGUUAGGAAGAGACAGAUCAUUAUGUUGGUCUUUAUUGAUCACCAAUAUGCUCUGUGAUCCUCUGACAUCUGAUAGUGUUACAGCACUAAAUGCAGAUGGAAUAGUCUCCAUUUUGUUUUCUCAGUGGGGGGUCAUGUCCAGCAGUUAUAACAUUGACGUAUGUCCUUUGUUGCUCCAGCUAAGUGGAGUAAGGUUAGUUUAAAGAACUUGUGAUGGGAGUGACAAGUCUAUUCAUAGUUGACACAUUUCUCAGAGUAAAGUCAAGGAAAGGGAAAUAGGGCUGGUCCACAAUGUUUGGCGAACAUGUUUUGAAUAUACAAUACAUCAGACCUUUCUUUCUUUCUUUCACAGUUAUACAUUACAAGUUAAUGUAUUAAGCUUUGGCCAUUGUUUUAAAUUGCCUAUGAUUAUUUACUUCUCUUAACCAUAAGAAAAUAUUAAGUAGUCAUUUGGAGGCAUUAACACUUUUAUUGCCAUAAAUAAAACAUAUUUAUAAUUUUUUCUAAAGUAUUAUAUGCACACACACACACACACACACACACACACACACACACACACACACACACACACACACACACACACACACACACACAAUGAUAGUACUAACAAUAUAACCUGUGUUCAGCACAACUGCAGUUCUAAAAACACUGGGACCCUGUGUACACCUUCAAUAAAGCAUCUCAUCAACCCAUAUAUUCAAAACAGACUUAUUCACCCUAUACCAUCACAGAUGUAGGAAAAAUCAUCUGCUGAUAACAAAAUUCAUGGUCGCUAUUCUCUUUAGUCCACAGGACACGUAUUCCAUGGUUUAUCUGACCACAGAACAGUUUACCAUUUGAAAAGAGCUCCGUCCCAGAGAAAUGGCAGCAUUGCUAGAUUGUGUUCAUACAGGGCUUUCCCUUUGCAUUACACAGCUUUAGGGAUGAUUUGUUGAUUGUAUGGAGAACCGUGUUCAGACAGUGAUGACUAGUAGAGAGUCAUUUCUGUUUAUAAUGCAGUGCUGCUUGCGGAUUUCAGAUUUGAAGUUCAGCCUUGUCCUUUCUACACAGGUAUUUCUCCUGAUUAGCUGAAUAACUUAUACUUUUUAAAAAGUAGUUAGUUAGUCAAAGCAUUUCAAUAAAGAAUUCCAUUCAUUCCAUCAAGCAAUUAAUAAUUUAAUGUUCAACAGAGAACAUUAAGUCAGUCUCUCAAUUUCUGAUUUUAUUAUUGUGGUUUUGUUGUAAGCAAUGAGAGUACUAACAAUACCAGAGGCAGGAGUGGUUAGUUGAUCCAGUCAAAGUCACACAGGCCAUGGUUAUGUGAUGCACCACAAAGAAAUAAAAAAUAUUUUAAGGUAUAAUUUGUUUUUUAUAUGUUAUGUAUGGCCUUUGAUGCUGAAGUUCCACCUCACCUCAAAACUAUACAAAAAGAUGAACUGAGUGCUUCACAUCUUAAUUUCCCCUUCUUCGUACUGUACCUGUUUCCUAGGAUCAUCAUUGUUGUGGUGGUACCUGACUUGGGGCCCUUAACAGUUAAUCCUAAGUGUGCUGUUCAAUGUCAGUGGAACAAGCACUAAUAAGUGAGUAACUAUCAUCAGUAACACUUGUGACACUUGUGGAUUGUUGCCCCACUUGACAGUCAUGUGUGAUGAUGGUCCCAACUCAAAGUACCUCAGAAAAAAGAAAAGAAAAGGACUGAAUCAUCAUAGUAUAUAUACUAGUUGAGAAAAAGUUAUUCCAGCAUCUGCCAGAAGAAAAGAUACAUAACCAUUUAGACUCAAUAGUGGAAUAAAUAUUGAACUUAUGUGAGCAGUGGGAAUUUUUUUUUAAACUGAUUUAUUUUAAGAAUAAGAAUGCCUUUAUUUGUCCCAUAGUAGGGAAACUGCACCUCACAACAGCAACAGGACAGAAAACAGAGAGAAACAAUACAAACACACAUCCAUUAACAGAACAAAUGUAGUUAAUAGUUUUGAUUGUAGAGUCUGACAGCAGCAGGUAGGAAAGAUCUGCAAUAUCUCUCCUUCACACAGCGAGGAUGGAUUAGUCUGUUACUGAAGCUGCUCUCCAGCUAUUUAUUUAUUGAUUUCUACGUCUGAUAUCCUUAACACUGGAAACAUUCAAAUUCAUUUAAAGGCUUAUGAAAGACUGGUGUUCAUUGGUGUUAGCUUUUAUUUCUGGUGUCCUGGUGUGUUAUUUGGCCUCUUUACUUUAUGACACAUUAAGUUGUAUUAUAAAUCCAACCAUCUCUGAAUAGUAGAGUUUGUCAACAUUUGAAGCAUUCUAAAAAGCAAGUUCAACUCAAAUGUUGCCUUCAUUUGUUAAUUGUUCAAUUAGAACAAGCAUUGAAAUAUGUUGAUUUCUGUAAAUACAGUAUUAAAAUAUUGUACAGAUUUUUAGCAUGAUAGCUCUAAAGCUAUCAAAACUAAUCGCUUUAGAACCAGAGUGCGUGUGCUUGCGUGAGCAUAUCUAUACAGGUUUUUACAUGAACAUCUCUCAUCAUAUUUCCACCAGACAGAGUAUGACAGGUUUGAUAGCUGUGUUAAAGGAGGUGUGAGAUUAGCUGUGCUUUGCAACCACAAAAACAACUUGAAUACCUCUGUCUGUAGAAAUGGAGACUUUUUGUUUUUAAAGUGCAGUGUUUAACUGUGUCCAGUCUGCUUCAGCUUCCAUUCGACAGAACUUUCUAUUGACGGAUUAUUCAUUCAGUAAAAAACUGUUUUCAUCCAGCUGUUGACUAUUUGUUGUUUUUAUGUUAAUAUCUAAAACCUAAUCAUCAAUAAUCAUACCGUAAGAAAAGAAGGCCACAUCUAGCAUGGUCUGUGGGACAUAAGAUGGUGCCGUAAUUGUUGACUGUGAUUUUUCCAAAUGGCCAUCAGGAUUCCCUCAUCCCAUUAGCACAGCCAGUGUAUUCCAUUCUAACUGUAGCUUUACAUAUAGUCACUGGUUCUCUUUUGUUGGUAUUUCUGUAGAUUUUCACUACAUUUAUUGUGGGGAGGAAUUUCAGCAGAAGCAAUUUUUACCAGUCACUGGAAAGGUAUACAAAGUGUUUUCUGAUAAGUAUACUGUGGUCAGAAACAACUCCCAACAUAUUGCUCAUCAUUACCUUCAUAAUUACUAGAGGAGCAAUAAACCUUUUGUCAGUACUGUUGACUGUUUUCCCCCAAUAACAUGUCAAGUAAUCAGUCAUUGACACUGAUGCCCUACAGAUUUAUUCUAUUAGUCAGUUUGUGCUAUAGGAACGUUUUUUAAAGUGCUAAUGACCAGUUUUUAAGCCAGACAAGCCACAAGACUUGUGGCUUUAGAGUCUGCUUAUUAGCUCACUUCAGUUUCUCUUUGCCACACUCUUUCGGAAGUGCACGCUUUGCAUGAAUCACAUAGAAAUGAAUAAACAACAAGUUGAUUACUAUUGCACAAAAGUGAAACUUACCCACAAUGAUUAUGUGUUCUGAGCCUUGGGUUAACACACUUUACUACUAUAUCACUAUAACCUAAUAAGCUUUUACUGUACGACUUCUACACAUCAGAUCAACUUACACUGUCUUUCUAUUGAUGCUUCGUUUAGACAAUUAUGAUGUAUUUUGUUCAGUUGUGACUUCUGUGUGACAUACUUACAGGAUACUGUUAUGUAGCACCUUUAAAUGUUAUUAAAAUGAUAGCAAAGUGUUUAGUCAACUAUUCUCAUGCAUAAGACAACAUUUGAUAUUUUGCUUAAGCUGUCAAAAUAUUGAUUUGUUUGCCAAAACGCAAGUGGUCUUGUGAACAUGAUUUUAGGUACUGUAUUUUUUUAGCCAGCUUGCAUUGUGGUAACCACUAUUUACAAUAUACAAUACUUCACGGAAAUGUACAGCUAAACAAAUGAGCUUGUAUUAGGAAUCAUCUCAACCACAAUGUAAAAUGUCUUGUUUGUUUAUUGCAUUACAUGUGUCAUUUGAUCAAUACCAGUUAUUAUUGAUCACUCUGUCACCAAUAAAGUCUGUGUGUUUCAAUGAAAA
Molecule: messenger RNA, 7325 nt
Organism: Betta splendens (Siamese fighting fish)
Lineage: Eukaryota; Metazoa; Chordata; Actinopteri; Anabantiformes; Osphronemidae
Gene: hspa12a
Product: heat shock protein 12A
Exons: 13
Coding region: 326-2293 (655 amino acids)
Source: RefSeq, a predicted model, not a curated record